Messenger RNA from Platichthys flesus (European flounder), 7524 nucleotides. RefSeq names its product disco-interacting protein 2 homolog C-like. The coding region runs from base 276 to 5207 and encodes 1643 amino acids. NCBI's taxonomy places the organism in Eukaryota, Metazoa, Chordata, Actinopteri, Pleuronectiformes, Pleuronectidae. The record is from RefSeq and is a predicted model, not a curated record. The transcript has 38 exons.
AUCAUCAUCAGCAUCCUCAUCUUCAUCAGCUCCACCGACACAGCCUCCGCAGCGUCGCGAGCCGAGCGCCUCACCGGGGUCUUCACCGUUUGGACGAGCCGGGCGUCAUGGCGGCCCCCCGUUAAACCGAGCCCCGCGUUCUCCCUCUUUGUUCUCCCUCGACGCCUCCGUCUUCACGCGCCUCCGCCGAGGAGAAGCGUCCCGAGCGGCGGGCGGAGGAGCAGCAGGAGGCGGCGGGAGUGCCAGCAGCGGCCGGGGAGGUGUUUUCGAAGCGAAUGGCGGACCGCGAGGCGUCACCCAUCCCGCUGGAGAUCCGAGCCCGGCUGGCGGAGCUGGAGCUGGAGCUGUCAGAGGGUAAGAUGAGCCUCCUCUUCCUCCUCUUCCUCCUCUUCCUUAUCAUCAUCAUCACCUUCCUCACCGGGAGGGACAUCACUCAGAAGGGUUAUGAGAAGAAGAGGUCCAAACUGAUCAGGGCAUUUGUUGGAGGUAUGGAGGGGCCCAUGUCUCACCGGGCCCCACUCGGCCCCCCCUCUGCUGCACGUUUCCACCGGCGGAGGACCUCCGGCACAAGAGACGAGCGCUACCGAUCAGAUGUCCACACCGAGGCCGUGCAGGCGGUGCUGGCGCGGCACGUGGAGCGGAAGGUGGCGGUGCCCAUGCCCUCCAAAAGACGCUCCCUGGUGGUGCAGACCUCCAUGGAUGCAUACACGCCUCCAGGCCUGUCCCCCCUGUGCUCAGACUCGUCGUCGGGCUCGGAGGAGGAGGCGGGGCCGGGCGACGACAUGUCGGGCAUGGAGCACUGGAUGAGCCGCCCAUCCCAGUUGGGCCCCGCCCACCUGGGCUCCACCUCCUCCUCGUCCUCGUCCACGCAGAGCGGCGGCAGCGGCAACGCCGGGCGACUGGCCGACUCGCUGGCGCACACGCACAUCUCACACCUGACGCACUCACACCUGGGCCACACGCACCUGGGCCAGUCGCUCCACCAGCAGAGCCUCCUGUCCCAGUCCCACCACGGUAUCGGCCACUUGUCCCUGAAGAGGAAGGGAGCUCUGAGCAUCGCAGAGAACGGAGGAUCUCUGCGGCGAUCCUGUGAGUUUGGCUCCGACAUGCUGUGGCCACCCCCGCUGGAGUCAGACGAGAACCACUCGGCCCCCCCGGACGUGACGGGCUACUCGUCGGACUCGUCUCACUCCCACACCGAGCGUCACCACAUGUCCAACAUGGGAACCAUCGCCAGGAACACGCAGAAGUACGGCAACGCAGAGCGCAUGGAGACAGGCGACGGUGUCCCGGUCAGCAGUCGUGUGUCGGCGAAGAUCCAGCAGCUGGUGAACACGCUGAAGCAGCCGCGCAGGCCUCCGCUCAGAGAGUUCUUCGUGGACGACUUCGAUGAACUUCUAGAGGUCCAGCAGCCGGACCCCAACCAGCCGCGGCCCGAGGGGGCGGAGAUGAUGCUGGUGCGAGGCGAGGCCCUGGGGGUGGUCACUAACUGGCCCCCCUCCCUGGAGGCUGCGCUCCAACGCUGGGGAACCAUUUCUCCGAAGGCCCCCUGCCUCACCAGCCUGGACACGGCAGGGAAGCCCCUCUACGUGCUCACAUAUGGGAAGCUGUGGUCUCGCAGCAUCAAGCUUGCCUACAACAUCCUCCACAAACUGGGCAGCAAGCAGGAGCCCAUGGUGCGACCGGGGGAUCGGGUAGCGCUGGUGUUCCCCAACAACGACCCAGUAGCCUUCAUGGUGGCCUUCUACGGAUGCCUGCUGGCCGAGGUGGUGCCCGUCCCCAUCGAGGUGCCCCUGAGUCGCAAGGAUGCCGGCAGCCAGCAGAUUGGAUUCCUGUUGGGAAGCUGUGGCGUUACCGUGGCGCUGACCAGUGACGCCUGCCACAAGGGUCUUCCCAAGAGUGCAACAGGAGAGAUCCCCCAGUUCAAAGGUUGGCCCAAGCUGCUGUGGUUUGUAACGGAGUCGAAGCAUCUGUCCAAACCUCCCAGAGACUGGUUCCCUCACAUCAAGGAUGCAAACAACGACACUGCUUACAUAGAGUAUAAAACCUGUAAGGACGGCAGCGUGCUGGGAGUCACGGUGACGAGGAUCGCUCUGCUCACACACUGCCAGGCGCUCACGCAGUCCUGCAGCUACACUGAGGCUGAAACCAUAGUGAAUGUUCUGGACUUUAAGAAGGACGUGGGCCUGUGGCACGGCAUCCUGACGAGUGUCAUGAACAUGAUGCACGUGAUCAGCGUGCCCUACUCGCUGAUGAAGGUCAAUCCUCUGUCGUGGAUCCAGAAGGUCUGCCAGUACAAAGCCAAGGUGGCCUGUGUGAAGUCCAGAGACAUGCACUGGGCUCUGGUGGCCCACAAAGACCAGAAGGACAUCAACCUGAGCUCGCUGCGCAUGCUGCUGGUGGCCGACGGUUCGAAUCCCUGGUCCAUCUCCUCCUGCGACGCCUUCCUCAACGUGUUCCAGACCAAAGGGCUGAGAGCCGACGUCAUCUGUCCCUGCGCCAGCUCGCCAGAGGCCCUCACAGUGGCCAUCAGGAGGCCGGUGGAGGACAGCAGCCAGCCCCCGGGACGAGGCGUCCUGUCCAUGCAGGGUCUGACCUACGGGGUCGUCCGGGUGGACACAGAGGAACGUCUCUCUGUUCUCACCGUGCAGGACGUAGGAACUGUCACACCAGGAGGCCUGGUGUGCGUGGUGAGGCCGGAGGGCGUCCCUCUCCUCUGUCAGACGGACGAGAUCGGUGAACUCUGCGUUUGCUCCAUCGCCACCGGAACCUCCUACUACGGCCUGACUGGCAUGACCAAGAACUGCUUCGAGGUUUACCCGGUGAGCGCCGGGGGGGGGCUGGUCAGCGAGUACGCCUUUGUGCGGACGGGCCUGCUGGGCUUCAUCGGCCCCGGCGGCCUCGUCUUCAUCACCGGCAAGAUGGACGGACUCAUCAUGGUGAGCGGGCGCCGGCACAACGCCGACGACAUCGUGGCCACGGCGCUGGCGGUGGAGCCGAUGAAAUUUGUCUACAGAGGAAGGAUAGCCGUGUUCUCUGUGACGGUUUUGAGGGACGAGAGGAUCGUGGUCGUGGCCGAGCAGAGACCCGACUCCACAGAGGAGGACAGCUUCCAGUGGAUGAGCCGCGUCCUGCAGGCCAUAGACAGUAUCCACGGCGUGGGCGUGUUCUGCCUCUCUCUGGUCCCGGCCAACACGCUGCCCAAGACCCCCCUGGGCGGGAUCCACCUGUCGGAGAUCAAGCAGCUGUACCUGGAGGGGGGGCUGCACCCCUGCAACGUGCUCAUGUGCCCCCACACCUGCGUCACCAACCUGCCCAAGCCCCGGCAGAAACAACCAGAGAUCGGACCUGCCUCUGUGAUGGUGGGGAAUCUGGUGUCGGGGAAGAGGAUCGCUCAGGCCAGUGGAAGAGAUCUGGGACAAACUGACGACAACGAUCAGUUCCUGUUCCUGUCGGAGGUUUUGCAGUGGCGAGCUCAGACCACACCGGACCACGUCCUCUACACCCUGCUCAGCUCCCGGGGGGCGGUGUCCAGCUCUCUCACCUGUCUGCAGCUGCACAAGAGAGCGGAGCGAGUGGCCGCUCUGCUGAUGGAGAGAGGGGGUCUUCAGGAAGGAGACCACGUCGCUCUGGUCUACCCUCCAGGCAUCGACCUGAUCGCGGCGUUCUACGGCAGCCUGUACGCCGGCUGCGUUCCCAUCACAGUGAGACCCCCCCACCCUCAGAACAUCUCCACCACCCUGCCCACCGUCAAGAUGAUCGUCGAGGUUAGUCACUCAGCCUGUGUGAUGACCACAGCGGUCAUCUGUAAGCUGCUGCGCUCCAAGGAGGCCAUGGCCACUGUGGACAUCAGGAACUGGCCUCCUGUUCUGGACACUGAUGACCUGCCAAAGAAGAAGCCUCCAGCUCUCCAUAAGCCCACCAACCCUGAUGGCCUGGCCUAUCUGGACUUCAGCGUGUCCACGACCGGCAUGUUGGCCGGAGUUCAGAUGUCCCACAAUGCCGUUGGAGCCUUCUGCCGGUCGGUGAAGCUGCAGUGUGAGUUGUACCCGUCCAGAGAAGUGGCCAUUUGUCUGGAUCCUUACUGCGGCCUCGGCUUCGUCCUCUGGUGUCUCUGCAGUGUGUAUUCGGGACACCAGUCCAUCCUGAUCCCUCCGGUGGAGCUGGAGUCCAACCCGGCGCUGUGGCUGCUGGCCGUCAGCCAGCUGAGGGUCAGAGACACCUUCUGCUCCUACAGCGUCAUGGAGCUCUGCACCAAGGGACUCGGCCUGCAGACCGAGGCGCUCAAGGCUCGGGGUCUGGACCUGUCCCGGGUCCGGGCCUGUGUGGUGGUGGCGGAGGAGCGGCCCAGGAUGUCGCUCACACACUCCUUCUCCAAGCUGUUCAAAGACCUGGGCCUCCACCCGCGCUCCGUCAGCACGGCCUUCGGCUGCAGAGUCAACCUGGCCAUCUGCCUGCAGGGCACUUCAGGGCCGGACCCCACCACCGUGUACGUGGACAUGAGAGCGCUGCGUCACGACAGGGUUCGGUUGGUGGAGCGAGGUUCUCCUCACAGCCUGCCGCUGAUGGAGUCCGGCAAGAUCCUUCCUGGAGUUCGGAUCAUCAUCGCCAACCCGGAGACGAAGGGACCUCUGGGAGACUCGCACCUGGGAGAGAUCUGGGUGCACAGCGCUCAUAACGGCAGCGGCUACUACAGCGGUUACGGCGAGGAGGUUCUCCAGUCGGACCACUUCAGCUCCAGACUCAGUUUUGGUGACACCCAGACGGUCUGGGCCAGGACGGGGUACCUGGGUUUCCUCCGCCGCACCGAGCUCACAGACGCUAACGGAGAGAGACACGACGCUCUGUUCGUGGUGGGAGCUCUGGAGGAGGCCAUGGAGCUGCGAGGGAUGAGAUACCAUCCCAUCGACAUCGAGACCUCGGUCAUACGUGCACACAAGAGCAUCAUGGAGUGUGCCGUGUUCCCCUGGACCAACCUGCUGGUGGUGGUGGUGGAGCUGGAGGGCUCCGAGCAGGAGGCCCUGGACCUGGUUCCGAUGGUGACCAAGGCGGUGCUGGAGGAGCACUACCUGAUUGUGGGCGUGGUCGUGGUCACGGACAUCGGCGUCAUCCCCAUCAACUCUCGCGGCGAGAAACAGCGCAUGCACCUCCGCGACGGCUUCUUACAAGACCAGCUCGACCCCAUCUACGUGGCCUACAACAUGUAGCCUGAGUGUGUGUGUGUCUGUGUGUGUGUGUGUGUGUGUGUGAGAGAGAGCGAGCAUGCGUUUGUAUGCCGUGCAUAUCGCUGUUGUUGUUCAUUCAUUUCCCAAAAUCAAGAUGUACUGUAUUUUUGAACCUUCAUAUGGUGAAGUCUUAAGUCGUCCGUUUUCUUUACAGUCGUGUUGUGCCGGUUGAUUGACAGAUUGACUGACUGACUGAUUGAUUGACAGAUUGACUGAUUGAUUGAUUGAGUGAUUGCUCAGUGGUGUCAUGACCAUUUGUACACCCCCGCUCAAUCACGUGACCGUCACCGGAGCCCGUCACUGUAGAAAGCCUUAGGGGAACACUGUGUCGAGAGGGACCGUGACAUCACGUCUUACUGGUCCAGGAGAGAAAUCCCAGUUCGGUGGUAUUAUUUCAAUUAGUCGAGGGGCAGCCAGAUUAUUGUAAAAAUAUAAAUAUUGUACAUAGACAUAAUAAUCUAUAUGGAGAGGUACCUACAACACAAAGAGGUAUAGUAGCCCCUAUAUGCAGCUCUCUCCACCUGCACCCUGUGUGUGUGUGUGUGUGUGUGUCUGCAUCGUGUGUGUGUGUGAGUGUGUUCAUCUCUUUGUGUUUAUUUUACCAGUUUCAAUGUGAAUUCAACACUGAUUUCAAACAGAUUUUAAACCUUCGACGAUCAAAUGAAAACAUUUUAUAUACCGGUUUUAAACGUUAAAGAUUUGAGUUUUCAGUGUCGCAGUGAAACUUGUAACCGGCUCUAAAACCAUCAACUGCAACUUUUUCUGAAUCUGGUUCAGAAACUGGGAGAAAGAAACUUUUAGUUUUUCUUGUAAUCAUCAGAGUUUCUGUGAAUUCAGUCCCUGAAACAUCCAAAGCAUCGCGUCAAGCAAAGUGCACUGUGUGUAAAUACAAGAAGAGACAGAGUAUUAUUAAUAUGUAGAGCGGCGUGGUCGACGGGGACACGCCUCCGUUCCUCCAGGAGCCGAAUCAGCACGUCGGGGGGGCGAGGCCUUCAGAGUCGCUCUCUGGAUCCAGAUGCACUUUAACGCAGCAGCGUCUGGAGGCCGCUCGGUACAAAGGGACGAAGUUUACAGAGAGAAGCUCAGAUUGUAGCAAUAACGCCCACGAGGACGUGAUGUCCCCCCCCCCCCCCCCCGCCGCCGAGGUCAGAGGUCACGUCUCCAAACGAGCUGCAGAGGACGAGUAAUGUCAGAAAAGAGUUUAUACUGAAGUUUCCCUGUCGGAGCAGCAGCUCCAUUCAAAGAGACGAUCCCCAGAGAAUCUGCUUCACCUCGAACAAACUUUUAUUAUAUUUUGUAUAACUAUGCAUCUUAAUAUUUAUGUUUCGACUCAUUAACAGAUGAUUUUAAAAUUCUGCAGCAAAAACAGCUCGUCGGCACUAAAAGAGCAAAGACGAAUGAAAUCGCUGCUGAUUGAUGGACGUUAAAUCUUUUAUUAUCUAAACACACAAAUCUCAGUUGUUGUUUCAGGUUUUAUUUUAAAUUUAAUUUCGUGUUGUGUGGUUUUGAGUAAGAAGAACUUUUACUGUUUUCCUGGAGAUGAAAGGAACAGAGAAUGAACCCUGGGUCUCUUUCUCCAGUUUGCACAGAAGCAGCUCAGUGGCGCCCUCUGGGCCUCGGGGCAGCAGCUGCAGCCUCGUGUGCACCAACACCAACUCCCCGCAGAUGAUUUAAGAGAAUUAAAAACUAUAUGAAGAGUUUAUUGGCUGUGAAUUACAUGAUGGGCACUGACCUGUCGGUCGCUGCAGGUUCCUGAGAGACGACCGGUGCAUCGUUUGUUCACGUCCUCUCUGGAUCGUCCUCAUCUCGUCCUCCUGCUUUGUUUCUCUCGUCCAUUCCGUCUCACGUCUUUCGCCAUCAUUCGUCUUUUUUUAUCAGAAGAAGAAGAAGAAAAAAAAACUUUAUGCAUAUCAGAAGUUGCUUAUUGCGCUUGUUUGGCUGUUUUAGCAGUUUGGGUUUGUUGGUAGCAGCGUAGCGGCCAUGUUUCAGUCCCUGUGUGUGUGUGUCUGUGUGUGUGUGUGUGUAGCAGAGGAUGUGGGACAAGAGGGAACUCCCAUCAGAGACCCAGAGGACUCGUCAGUGUGUUCAGGGUCAGAUGGGAGAGAGACUGCAUGGUGUGUGUCUGUGUGAGUGAGUGUGUUAGAUGUGUGUGUGUAUAUUGUAUGUAAAUAGUGUUGAUUUUGUACGGUACAAGUGUGUGUGACUUGUUUUGUACACAUGAUAAAAAGAUUAAAUGACACUUUUAUAAGAGCCUGCUAUUGGCUCACCGUCACACUAUACAGUGCAAUAAAGUGCUUUG